AUGAGCUUGAUGUUCGCGAAGAGUGGAGCCAGGGCCCCCUCUGGCGGACUUUGGCAGCAGCCAGAACAGCGCGUGGCAUCCCCUGCCCAGCACGGAGUCGCAGAACAGGGGCCAGCUAAACCGAUCCUCGACAGCGACUCCCCUUUCGCGACCUCCACAGACGACCUUCUCAAGGCUCUGACGCAGCGACUGCCGACCUCCGACAACUCCGAAAGCACAAAGCAGUUGCAAGUCUUGGCCAAGACACUCGAGGAGUCGAGGGGAUACGAAAAAACGAACCAGGUUCGGCCCGACAUCGAAGCAGAACAAGCACUGCACCACGCAGGGGUACAAUCGGGAAAGGCCAAGAAGGCCAUGGACUACGCGGUCAAACAGGAACAGAUCUGCCAGGAGUGGCUACAUCAGGCCCCAGAGCAACACCACCAACGGCUACUCAAGCAGCACAUCAAAGACAGCAAGGCGCGGGACGCCGAGAACGCGAACGUUGCGAAGAUCAACUUUUCCAGCCUCCUCCCCACCCAGGAGGAAUCGGACAUCGAGAACUUCAUCGCCUUCGAUGAUGGGGAACACUUCAGGCUGGAAGAUUACGACUUCAGCAACGAGGAGAUCGAACAAUGGCAGCAGCACAAGCAAAACCUCUUCAAGGAAAUAUGCAAGAUCAUUGGUCAAGCAAUCGGCCCGUCGGCGAACGACCUGGCGGACCGGAGGCGAUGCUUGAUGGGCGCAGCGACCCGCCUGAACCCAGAGAUGCACUUGCGCCAGCAGGCGACGCAUCAGAAGCACGGCCCCCUCAACCAGCUGCAGCAGAUGACAAGAUCGAGGCCGCCCCUGAGGAGAUUGAGCAAGCCGUGGCAGCCAGCCGAGAGCGGGUGCCAGCGACUACAGCAGCAGCAGUACCAGCACGAGGGUAACAAGCAGCAGACGAACAACCACCAGAAGGGGAUGGACAGCUUCGGGCCCCUUCUCAAGAAGACGAAUCUCCAUGAGGGUAAGAACAGCGAGCGUAUGGAGCUUUUCGUGCUCGGCAGGAGGGGCAAUGAGAAGGAGCGGGAUAAGGGGGAGAUGAAGGGGGGCCAGGAGAGGGUCAUCUGCAAACGGCUGCAAGCGCGGGCACAGGACCCGCAGUCAACCACGGCCUUGGCAGACGCUCCAGCGGCAGUGCGAUCCGCAGGUGCAGAGCUGCGGGCAGGACUCGCUGAGCUGCCCGCAGAUCCAGUGAAAGCCAGGGACCUCUCAAGCAAGGCCAAGGAGGCCCUGGCCAAACCCAUGCAGAUCGUGGACAUCGAGGCCCAGCGGCGGGCCUCGCUCUGGAAUGCCCCCCUGGGCCUAGCGGCGGCUGCAAACCUGGUCAGCAGCAUGCAGAGCAAGCGUUUCCGCAUCUCCAAGAAGUCGGUGAUCGGCGCGGGCUGCGGCCGCACCGGCACGGCGUCCCUGAAGAAGGCCCUGGAGAUGUUGGGCUUCGACCCCUGCUACCACAUGUUCGAAGUGAUAAGCCGGGGCCACGAGGCGCGCUGGGAGGCUGCUUUCGCGCGGCCCGACGCGGCGGACUGGGCCGCUCUCACCGAGGGGUUCAAGUCAGCCGUGGACUUCCCGGCGUCGCUGGCCUAUCGCGAGUUGAUGGCGGCCAACCCCGAGGCCAAGGUCGUACUGUCAGUGCGCGACGCCAAGAGCUGGUCCGCCAGUGUUCGCGACACCAUCUGGAACGGAUAUGGCGAGGAGCUCUCGUGGGUGGCGUGGCCGUUUCGGCGCACCUUCCAGCGCAUGACCGCGCUCAUGCGCGCGCGUUUUUUCGGCGACAAGGACGGGGGCGUCGCCUCGGGCGCCGUGUACGACGACAAGAGGCUGCAGGAGUGCUUCAACUCCUGGAACGCACAGGUGAUCGCCACCGUCCCCAGCGAGCGCCUGCUCACCUUCCAGGCGAAGGAUGGAUGGGGACCGCUGUGCAAGUUCCUGGGCGUGCCCGAGCCAGCGGAGCCCUUUCCCAAUGUGAACGACACGGUCCAGUUCAAGGCGAUGUUCCGCGCGCGUUGGCGCCAGUUUGCUGCAAUUGAGGCCAGCAUGCUGCUGGUGGCCGUCGGCGGAGCCGUUGCGCUGAUGAGGCGCCGCAAGUGA
Molecule: messenger RNA, 2112 nt
Organism: Prorocentrum cordatum
Lineage: Eukaryota; Dinophyceae; Prorocentrales; Prorocentraceae
Source: the annotation of a GenBank genome assembly